GAAAACCACUACCUAGCACUUGUGCAUUUGUACGGAAACACACCAAAUACCUCUCUCAUAUAGCAAUUGCUGGCUCAAUUCGACAGAGUAUGUGAUUAUUUUUUACUGGAGAUUCAUUGACCUUUUUUGACGCUUCUCCAUCCUCGCUUUCUGUGCAUUAGUCCAUGCAACAAGGAACGCCCCAGUCAGCACCUUCAGGAAUUCCUCAUGACAUUACUUCUCCGCCUUCUCCUCCUGGUCGAUUUCAGGCAUUCUUAAGCGACAAUUCGAUCUUUAGUGCUGGACUAGGGUUAAUGAGUUUAGGAGCGGGUCUCGCCAUCCUUAGACGAUCAAUUGUAGCAGGAGCAUCGGCGAUGAAGCGUCGAAUGCUUGUCAGCUUAGAAAUACCAAGCAAAGACAGAAGCUAUGCCGCUUUUUUGCGAUGGAUGGCCAAUGUUCCGCGUCGUUACUCACACAAUUUGGCUGUCGAGACAAGCGCGGCGUCCUUGGACACGGUGCAGGCAGCAGGAAGUGCUAAAAACAAAGCCAAUCGAUUGUUUGGGAUUGUUCCUGGUCCCGGCAGGCAUUACAUUAAGUACCAGGGCUGUUGGAUUCAGAUUGAACGACAGCGCAGUGGUCGACUGCAGGACUUGACGACAGGAACGCCUUGGGAAACUGUUACGCUUACAACGCUCAACCGCGAUCGAGGCGUAUUUUCACAACUUCUCGCUGAAGCCCAAGCGUACACGCAGAGUGCGAAGGCCAAUAAAACCAUCAUCUACACAGCCUUUGCGGCCGAAUGGCGGCCUUUUGGACGGCCAAGGUCGAAGCGACUUCUCUCCACCGUUGUGCUAGACACAGGCGUGAAAGAAAAGCUUGUAGCCGACCUGCGGGAAUUCCUGCAAAACUCGAAAUGGUAUGCAGAGCGCGGAAUUCCAUAUAGGCGUGGCUAUUUGCUGUAUGGACCUCCUGGCAGUGGGAAGACUUCGUUCCUUUUCGCUUUGGCCGGCGAAUUGGACUAUGAUAUUUGUGUGAUCAACCUCGCAGAACGUGGCCUGAGCGAUGACCGACUGAACCAUCUUCUCUCCAACCUUCCUCCGCGUUCGGUCGUACUCCUGGAGGACGUGGACUCGGCGUUCGGAGGACGAAAAAUCACAGACGAGAUGGGAUUUCAGUCGGCUGUCACCUUUAGCGGAUUACUAAACGCCCUCGACGGGGUUGCUUCUUCGGAAGAACGGAUUGUAUUCAUGACUACAAACCACCCUGAACGACUCGACGCCGCCCUCAUCCGUCCGGGACGCGUUGACUAUAAGGCAUAUUUUGGAAAUGCCUCUCCGAAACAAGUCCGUGAGUUAUUUUCGCGUUUCUAUCGCGCAGACAAGAAGCUUGCCGAUGAGCUUUGUGCAUUAGUGUGUCCCAAACAAGUUAGCAUGGCAUACUUGCAAGAGAUAUUUGUCGCCAACAAGUCAAGUCCAGAAGCAGCACUGGCGAUGGCCAAACAACGUUUACAAACUUCUCAGAAAAGCAGCAGUUGAAUGCGAUGAAUCAUUACUAUUGUUCGUUCUGCAAGUUACGACUGAUCCGCACGGAAACUUUACUACAGUUGAAAGCUCUGCUCGAAGUUUUCCCUUGAGCUCUGUCUUAUUCAAUCUUACUAUUCUCGAGUCGUUCCUAUCGUAUCUUCUUCGCUUAACUCCCUGCUCCCCCCCUCCUGUAUCCCUUCAUUUUGGUGUUCAGGUUUUCGACUUUCUGACACACUACGAAAUUAGGUUGCGCGUGUACUUGUCGCACUCAAACCUUUUUUCUUGUC
This is a messenger RNA of Schizosaccharomyces japonicus yFS275, 1789 nucleotides long. Its product is annotated as Rieske ISP assembly ATPase. Gene Ontology annotation, biological process: mitochondrial respiratory chain complex III assembly. The coding region runs from base 165 to 1514 and encodes 449 amino acids. The record is from RefSeq and is a predicted model, not a curated record. Gene Ontology annotation, molecular function: ATP hydrolysis activity; ATP binding. NCBI's taxonomy places the organism in Eukaryota, Fungi, Ascomycota, Schizosaccharomycetes, Schizosaccharomycetales, Schizosaccharomycetaceae. Gene Ontology annotation, cellular component: mitochondrial inner membrane. The transcript has a single exon.